This is a messenger RNA of Diaporthe amygdali, 1725 nucleotides long. RefSeq names its product Rieske 2Fe-2S iron-sulfur protein YhfW. Gene Ontology annotation, cellular component: cytoplasm. The coding region runs from base 1 to 1725 and encodes 574 amino acids. Gene Ontology annotation, molecular function: 2 iron, 2 sulfur cluster binding; oxidoreductase activity. The transcript has a single exon. The record is from RefSeq and is a predicted model, not a curated record. NCBI's taxonomy places the organism in Eukaryota, Fungi, Ascomycota, Sordariomycetes, Diaporthales, Diaporthaceae.
AUGAAAGGCCACACCCAGUUCGAGCGCACGUCAGGCGCCAACGACUCGGUCUGGGUGCAUAAUUCCCCUUAUUCUGACCGGCCACACUUUGACGCCCUGAGUGAGGACAUCAAGACCCAGACCUGUAUCAUCGGCGCUGGAAUUGCGGGCCUCUCCACUGCAUACGAGCUGGUAUGCCGACAGCAGGAUGUCGUCCUUCUUGAGGCCCGAGACGCAAUCUCGGGUGAGACCGGUCGCACCUCAGGCCACCUCGCAAGCGCGUUGGACGACGGGUAUACACGCAUUGCCAAGAAACAUGGUCUCAAGGGGGCUCAGGCCGCGGCAGAUAGCCAUGGAUGGGCGAUCAAGCGCGUGGGGCAGAUUGCGAGAAAGCUGGGCAUCGACUGUGACUACCGAGAGAUCCCUGCGUACCGCGUGUCGCAGUUCGACAGGUUCACACAGCCAAAGGAGCACGCCGAGGACGUCAAGGAAUUAAGGGACGAGGCGGAUAUGGCGGCGAAGUUGAACUUGAAUGCAGAGUUUCGGGAGGGUCUGGCAGUUCGAGGCUGGAAGGGCAAAUACGACCAACGCGAUGCCCUGGUUGUUGAAGGCCAGGCCAGAUUUCAUCCCACCAAGUAUUUGAACGGCCUGAUGGCAUGGUUAAAGAAGCAGGACAGCUUCCGGUGCUACACGGGCACGCGUGUCAUGCUCGUGGAGGAGAAAGGUGUUGAGAUCCUCGGCCAUGGCAACAAGGAGGUGCAUAUCCAGACAGAGAUGGGCUAUCACGUCCAGUGUCAGAACGCCGUUGAGGCAACAUGUGUGCCGCUGCAGAAACUCAGCGUCAUUGCCGAGAUGGAAUUCGACCGCACCUACUGUCUCGCGCUCCGCGUGCCCAAAGACUCUGUUGAGGACUGCCUGCUGUACGACACCGCGGAUCCGUAUAUUUACGUCCGACUUGUCGAAUGUGACGACAAGUUCGACUAUCUUGUUGUCGGCGGAGGUGAUCACAAGGUCGGCCAGGAAGACACAAUACCGCGCUUCCAGGAGCUCGAGGACUGGGCGCGUGAGCGGUUCCCACAGUGUAUUACAGUCGACUACAGAUGGAGCGGACAAAUAUUCGAGCCCGUCGAUUACAUGGCCUUCAUUGGGAAAAACCAAGGAUGCGACCACACCUACAUCGUAACUGGAGACUCGGGUAAUGGACUCACGCACGGAGUGCUAGCCGGGAGGCUGCUUGCAGACGAGAUCGCCCCACAGCCGGCUGAGCAGGAUGAAAUAGAUCAGCUCGACAAGAACGUGUACUCGCCGGACUGGGCCGCUGUGGCGGAUGUUUACUCGCCCAAGCGCGUGGGCAGUAUCCUCAGGUCGGCGCCGACAAUGCUUGCACAUGAUUUGCAGAUCAACAUGCAAUACAAACGCUUCCUGCAAUCAGAUAUCAAUGACAUUGAGGACCUCGCCCCAGGAACCGGCGGUGUGUUGAACCCCAAGGCCAAGAUGCCGAUGGCAGUGUUCCGGGACGAGGAGGGAAACAUGACCAAGAUGAGCGCGCUGUGUCCGCAUAUGAAAGGUGUUGUCUGCUGGAACCAGGCGGAGAAGUCGUUUGAUUGUCCGGUCCAUGGGAGCCGUUUCUCACCGAUGGGGCUAUGUUUGAAUGGUCCUGCGAAAGGUAACCUGGAGCCCGCGGAGAGACAGGUAUCUGGGUCAUUUGAGGGAACGAUAGCAGCAGCGAAGGGAUCGCCCUCGUAG